This is a messenger RNA of Nematostella vectensis (starlet sea anemone), 1142 nucleotides long. RefSeq names its product uridylate-specific endoribonuclease B. Gene Ontology annotation, molecular function: RNA endonuclease activity. NCBI's taxonomy places the organism in Eukaryota, Metazoa, Cnidaria, Anthozoa, Actiniaria, Edwardsiidae. The coding region runs from base 103 to 987 and encodes 294 amino acids. The transcript has 6 exons. The record is from RefSeq and is a predicted model, not a curated record.
AGCUUCCAUCGCCUUUUAGGCUACCCCCCAACUCAGAGCUUUCUGUAUUCGCUAGUUUUCUUCGCCAGCAAGGUAUUCUAGUCUGGCAAAUUCGAGUUAACAAUGAUGACUAAAGCACUGACGCUAAGUUCUGUUAUUUGGUCAGUUAUGAUUGUCAACUUGAUAACGACAUCACAUAGUAGCUCAAGAAGUCUGGAUCCAGAGUUUUGCCAAAGGUUGUUUCAAGCAGAUAUCAAUCGGCUGUACCAUGGUGUCGACUAUAACAUCAGCUUACAGAAUCAUACCCGCCCGAGCAUGCGUGACGACGUAGCACCGCUGCCACUGUUUACUUGGGUAAACGAAACGCGGCUUAAGCAUACCACUUUCUCAAGUAUGGAAGCAUUGUUUGACAACUAUUUCCUUUACACUGGGAACAAGGAACAUGAAUCCAAACAAGAAAGAGAAGAGAAAAAAGGGUUCAUCGAGGCUGUCAUGGCAACAGAUGUGAUGAAGCUCACCCAUAACUAUCUUGUGCACGAGAGACUUGUACCCAAAAGCCGGGGUUCGUUCAAGAAGCUGCUGAUCAAAUUAUGGUUUAAUUUUUACCGUCGAAAAACUGCUGGCGACACUUCUGGCUUUGAGCACGUGUUUGUUGGAGAGAUAAAGAGAAGUCGCCGGCCUCAAGACGUCGUUGGGGGUAUGCAUAACUGGGUUCGCUUUUAUCGAGAGGAGAAGAAGAAGGAGGCUGACUACGAGGGCUUCAUUGUCGCAAAUACAGCAGAGCCCCGUAUAGUGACAGCUCGGUUCAAGUACCACACCGUCCAGAAGCCGAUCGGCGGUUUUUUCGUCGGAACAAGCCCAGAAUUCGAACUGUCUCUCUACACCACGUGCUUCCUCAAGUACCCUAACGGGAAGUGUACCUGCCAAAUGAACGGGAAAAGGGUCAAGAUCAUAACGUACAGGGACAGAAGAACGUCACUUGUUGCUACUGCCUACCCUGUGGUUUAGCACAGCCAAAACAAAUCAAAUCUUGCAAUUGAUGGCCAUAACACAGACACCUAGCCAGGGUUUGCUAGGGGGUGGGGGGACUGGGUGCAGUCAGAGAUAUUAUAUGGAAAAAGGGGAUUUUUUUUUAUAGAUUUUCAAUAAAAAAAUGAAUCUUU